Pecten maximus is the source of this 939-nucleotide messenger RNA. RefSeq names its product perlucin-like. The record is from RefSeq and is a predicted model, not a curated record. Gene Ontology annotation, molecular function: signaling receptor activity. The coding region runs from base 405 to 869 and encodes 154 amino acids. The transcript is spliced from 5 exons. NCBI's taxonomy places the organism in Eukaryota, Metazoa, Mollusca, Bivalvia, Pectinida, Pectinidae.
ACAAGUAAUCAUAAAGCUUUAUAAGUUCUAAAGUGAUAAUUUCACUUCCUUGAUUGUUAUUUUUCCAUCUAUAUAUAGUAACACCCCUGAUUCCUUGAAGACCUUGCUCCCAUUAUCACGAUUUCCAUGACGCCUACUGACCGAUCGAAUCACUAACAACACGAGUUUUCGAGAGCUGCAGGUUGAUGCAUACCACGUCGUUUUAUAGUAGACUUAUGCUCUUACAUGGAUAAAUAUUCUACUUCCUUUAGCGAUAUGAAGUCAGCCAUGUUCGAUUUCUGUUGAUAGGUCUAGUGUUUCUAUUGUCACCAUCCUAUCAGGCAGGGUAUAAUGUCUUAUCUUUGCUCCCUAGUAGGCCAGAUAAAAACAUAUCAGACAACACUUCAGUAGACAAGACAUCCAACAUGAUAAGGCUCUUUAUCCUGCUGACUUUGGUAGGAACGCUCAUUCAAGCGUGCCCCUCGGGAUGGAUACAACACGGGGAGCGAUGUUACUUUUUCAGCAUCGUAGUAGGGUCAUGGGCAGAUGCUGGCAGCUAUUGUCGCAAUUUCAACGGUAAACUUGCUGAGCCCACUGAACUAUCAGAUGUAGCAUUCAUAGACGGAGAAGCCAAAGACAAACAUGCAUCACAGGGCGAGUACUACUUAGGUGGAUCCGACUUCUUUGUUGAAGGCGAAUGGUUAUGGGCCAGUACAUUAAAACCAAUCACCAUUAAGCACUGGGGUUCCGGAGAACCAAACGACCGGCAGGGGGAGGAAGAUUGUUUGGCUGUGACAGUAUCUGGGUUCUGGAAUGACGUCCCCUGCACAACGUCACUUCCGUUUGUGUGUCAAAUUGACAAUGACUAUGGCCAGGGAGCUAUCGGUUAAGUACCGCAAAUUUUCGUAUCAUCUGUUAGUUUGAAUUCUCAAAAUACACUUGCAUUAACGAAAAUCCCAA